UUUUACCUAUAAUUGUACUUAAUCCUUCAUUCUUUCAAAUAUUCGAGAAAUCGAUUGUAUCGAAGUGAUAUUGUUAGCAAAACUGUCCGCUAAACUUUAUGAAAUAACAAAAACAUUAUUAUUAGAUAUUGUGGAAAGAAUUAAUUAGAAUUUAAUAUCAAAAUGGAAAGCUUUUUAUCUAACAUGCCAGAGAUCUCUCACUUCGAGAAAAGAUUUCACGAAAUAAUUUACGAAGUUCAACGGAGCAAGAAAGAGUUGGAUAAAUUGGAAAAGGAACAUUUGUUAAUACGCGAAGAAUUAUGCUCGAAGAACGCGCUUUUGAAAAAUGAACAAAGAACAUCGAAUGAUUUACGAAUUCGAUUGAAAUCAGCUACGGAAACGAUUAGUUCCCUAGUGGAAGAGAAAAUGCAUGAUAAAAUUUUUUAUUCAAACUUAUCGAUGGAUCAUGACAGCCUCCUAAAAGAACGUGACAUCUUAGCAAAAGAAACUUUGUCCAAUCAAACGGAAGCCGCGAAAUUCAAAAUACAUAUAGAGAAUUUGGAGAACACGUUGCGGCGGGAAAUACGUCGAAAAGAGGAACUAAAAAAAGAGCUGAUUGAAUUGAAAAAUAACAAUGAAAAAAUUAUAGCAAGUAUUGAUAUGAAUAUUACUAAACUGUCAAAGGAGCAGAAGUACUUAACAGAAAGUGCCAAAGCUAUAAUUCAAUUAAAUAAAAGAUUACAAACAUUUGGCCUUUGUUUCCAUGCGAUACAUCAAAAAGAUAGAGCAGAACUGAAGAAUUUACAACAUAGAUUAACUGUCCUUGCGAUGAAUGAAUCAAUCCAAACAGCUAGUAAUAACAAAUUACACCCAGAAUUAGAUAAUUUAUGCUUUGAGCUAAAAGAAACAUUAAUGGAGACAAAAUCUAAAAUGCAAAACUCUGAAACGUUUGAAAAGAACUUAAACAAAUUCUUCGAAGAAUUCUCUUCGCAGAUACAAUCAUCAAUGCCACGUCACUGAUGAAAAGAGACAAUAAUUGAUGAUCGUUAUCAACAUUUAUUUCAGUUUAAUUUCUCGUUACAUCAGACAAGUAAUAGCUUCAUUUCGACUCGACGAAAUGGUAUUUCGAAAUAAAAUUACAUUGCUUAUUCUUAUAAAAUGUUUAAAAAAUUACUAGUAAUUUUGUAUAUACAACGUCAUCCAGUUUUUCAGUGCGACAAGUUUGUAAGAAAGUAACAGCUAUUUAGUUCGUUGCAUUUUUCUUUUCUAUAAUUUAUUCUUCUAUCAACUAAAAUCAUAUGCGAUUCAUAGAUUCAGCUUAACUGUAAAAAACAUUUGUUUUAAAAAAGUACUCAAGUAUUUUCUUAAGGCGCAUAUUUACCUAGUUUAAAAAGAUUAUUAAUCGGUUAUUGGUGUUAAUUAUAGUUAUAAAUAAUAUCAAUAAAAUAUUAAUAGAAUUGUAACAUGUAUGAUGACAAUAAUGAAAAUCACAAUAUAACUUGGUCGUUCAACAUUAAGGAAAAAAGGCGGGUAUCAACAAUAAAAAUAGACGAAUAGGAUUAAUAUAAAAUGUAUUAUAAUAAUUAUAUAAUUAAGUGUAAGUGGAAACAGACUGGAAUCCCUUUUCCUCGUUAACAAAUAAAAAAAAAGAGAACCCUCCGUUUCUAUAAAAAAAAAAAA
Osmia lignaria (orchard mason bee) is the source of this 1659-nucleotide messenger RNA. RefSeq names its product protein CLP1 homolog (gene cbc). Lineage: Eukaryota; Metazoa; Arthropoda; Insecta; Hymenoptera; Megachilidae. Gene Ontology annotation, molecular function: polynucleotide 5'-hydroxyl-kinase activity. Gene Ontology annotation, biological process: tRNA splicing, via endonucleolytic cleavage and ligation; mRNA 3'-end processing. Gene Ontology annotation, cellular component: mRNA cleavage factor complex; nucleus. The record is from RefSeq and is a predicted model, not a curated record.